Cavenderia fasciculata is the source of this 477-nucleotide messenger RNA. RefSeq names its product essential myosin light chain (gene mlcE). The transcript has 2 exons. The record is from RefSeq and is a predicted model, not a curated record. The coding region runs from base 1 to 477 and encodes 158 amino acids. Gene Ontology annotation, cellular component: myosin II complex. NCBI's taxonomy places the organism in Eukaryota, Evosea, Eumycetozoa, Acytosteliales, Cavenderiaceae. Gene Ontology annotation, molecular function: calcium ion binding.
AUGGUAUUAUCACAACAACAACAACAACUAUCCGCAUCAAACGAUCAAAUCCAAGAAUGUUUCUCAAUCUUUGACAAGGAUAAUGAUGGUAAGGUUGCCAUUGAAGAGUUGGGCAGCUGUUUGCGUUCACUCGGAAAGAACCCAACCAACGCUGAACUCGAAGCAAUCAAGACUGAGCUCAACGCCGCCUCUUUUGACUUUGCCACCCUCAAGUCUGUCUACACCACCAAAAAGAUCAAGUCUCCAUCCGAACAAGUAAAGGAAAUGAACGACGCCUUCAAGGCCCUCGACAAGGACGGCAACGGUACCAUUGGUGACGCUGAAUUGAGACAAUUACUCACCACUUUGGGUGACUAUCUCACCACCGCCGAAGUUGAAGAAGUCAUGAAGGAAGUCGAAACCAACUCUGACGGUACCGUCAACUUCCAAUCUUUUAUCGAAAUGAUUGCCAAUGGUUACCCACUCUCUUCCUUCUAA